Molecule: messenger RNA, 3694 nt
Organism: Amborella trichopoda
Lineage: Eukaryota; Viridiplantae; Streptophyta; Magnoliopsida; Amborellales; Amborellaceae
Product: pentatricopeptide repeat-containing protein At3g09040, mitochondrial
Biological process (GO): RNA modification
Molecular function (GO): protein binding; RNA binding
Source: RefSeq, a predicted model, not a curated record
CUGACUCUAAACAUUCCGCUAAGGUUUGCUGAAAUCUCAACGCCUGACCUUCAAAUCUCAUCUUAGCUUACCCCACCCAGAUGGAACCCUAAAUCUUCUUUCUCAUCGUCUGCCAUUUUCUCACUCUAGAAACAUGCUUCAAAAAAGGUAACAUGCAAAGAGAAACAAAAUUGGUUCUUGCUCUCAAUUCAACGUCCCUCUUAGAUUUCCGAAAUUCAAUAUUCUUCUCUUCUCAACCGUGAGAAAGAAAGAGAUACUUCGUUUCGAUAUGCAUUUUUAGAGAGAUUUAGAAGAGAAUAGCAUUAAGCCAGCCCAUGUCCACCUUUUUAGGAGAGAGAAAAGGAGCAACUUUGGAAGAAAGUGAGGUUUCUGCCCCAUGAGGAGAGAAAAUGAGCUUUUGGAAAGAGAGCAUCUAGAGAGGAGAGGGAAUCUGAAUUUGGUACUAUAGUGAGGCUAUAAUCCUGUUCUGAGAGAGAGAGAGAGAGAGAGUUUUGGGAAGCAAGGGGGUGUUCUUUUGGGAUGGCUAAUAUAGCUUGGCACAUAUUGAACAUGUCCUCCCCCAGGCAAAAGAGCUGUUUGGAAGGAAUCCUCUUCCAAAAUUGGACAAUCCUUAAAUUUUUGUGUUCCAGGAUAAUUAAGUUCAAAAGGAAAAAUAGAUUUUAAUUGUUGGUGAAGUAAAUUUGGGAGGACUUUAACAUGAGAAUCAAGAUUCCUUUCAUUUUAGUUUCUCACUCCUCUCACAAGAACUGUCAAUUCCUUUCCCUUCUCUCUCUAAAAUUCUGCACAGGGUUAAGAACUCUUGGCCAAGUCUAUGCUUUGAGGCCUAACAACAAUAAACACGUCUCUCUAGAACCCCAUGAUUUUGACAAAAUCUGUCUCUCCUGUUCUUAUUUACUCUCUCUCUCCAGCAAGAGCAAAUCCCCAAUGGCUGGUGCUCAUGGCCAUGCUCAAAUAAUCAAGUAUGGGUUCAUCAAGAACACAUUUUUGCUGAACAAUUUGCUCGUAAUGUAUUCCAAGUGCCACUGUUUGGGCGAAGCCCGCAAAGUUUUUGAUCAAAUUCCUGAUAGAAACCUUGUAUCUUGGACUUCCAUGAUCACUGGAACUGUUCAGAAUGGAGAGCUGGUAGAUGGGUUGUUUCUCUUUCUAGAGAUGAAAAGGGGAGGAUUCAUGGCCAAUGAAUUUGCCUUGGGUAGUGUUUUGAUGGCCUGUUCAGGCUUAGAGGCUCUGAACUUUGGGUUUUCAUUGCAUGGUUAUGCUCUAAAGAUCGGAAUUGAGCUUAACUUAUUUGUUGGGUGUGCUCUAUUGGAUUUCUAUGGAAAACUAAGGCUCAUUUCCAUGGCAGAGCAUAUCUUUGAGAGCAUUACAGAUCCUGAUGUAGCAUGUUGGAAUGCCUUGGUUGCAUGUUAUGUGAAUAAUAGAGUUGCAGAGAAGGCAUUCAUGGCUGUUUCAUUUAUGCAUAAGCAAAAUUUACAGUUAGACCAGUUCACCUUCCUAGUCAUGCUUAAGGCCUGUUCCAUUUCUCGCAAUUUUGAUAGUGGGCGCCAAGUCCAUGCCUUGAUUAUCCAAUCUAGGGUGAGAAAAGGCCUCUCAGUUUUGAAUUCCCUCAUUGAUAUGUACUUUAAGACUGGUUCAAGCUUGUGGGGCAUGGCACUCUUUGAAAAAAUGGAAGAGAGAGAUAUCAUCUCAUGGAACACUGUAAUUGCAGGCCUUGCUCAGAUUGGAAACAAGAAAGAGGCUGUUAGUGCUUUCAAGAAAAUGCUAUUAGAAAGAAUCAGGCCAAACCACGUCACUCUUUCUCUACUUAUUCGACUAUGCUCUUCUAAUGGAGAUCUGGAUCUUGGGUUUCAGAUCCACGGCCAUGCUUAUCAUCAUACACUAGCCGAUGAUUCCCAUAUUGCAGUUUCUCUUAUCCAUAUGUAUGCUACAUUUGGCAUUAUUGAAUAUGCAGAGUGUGUCUUCAAAUGCAUGAAUUUUAGAAGCACAAACACAUGGAAUGAGAUGAUAUCAGGAUACUUAAUGAACCAGAGAGGCAUUCAGGCAUUGAGGAUUUUCUCUAAAAUGUAUAAUUCAGGGAUGAAACCAAAUGAAUUCACCUAUUCAAGCGUUUUAGGAGCUUGUUCUAGCCAUGAGUACUCUAAGAUGGGAACCCAACUUCAAGCUACCAUAAUUAAGUCUGGUUUUGAUUCAUACUGCUUUGUGGGUAGUUCACUGAUUUAUUCUUACUCUAGAUUUGGAUCGAUAGAUGAUGCUUUGAGGGUUUUCUAUGACAUGGAGACUUUAGAUUUGGUAUGUUGGGGUGCCAUGGUCUCUGGUUUAUCUCGCCAUGGUUUCUUCCAUGAAGUUCUAGAGCUUUUGAACCAGCUAAGAGAAGAAGGUGAGAAACCAGAUGGUUCAAUUUUGAGCAGUGCUCUCAAUGCCAGCACUAAUCUUGCAAGUCUAGACCAGAGCAAAGGCAUCCAUGCCUUGGUUCUAAAAAUUGGGCUCGAGAGGGAUGUAUUUGUGGCAAGCGCCACAAUAGAUAUGUAUGCUAAAUGUGGAGAUAUCUCUAGCUCACGCCUGGCGUUUUACAGUGCAGAGAAAACAAUUGUGGACAAUGAAAGAGAUCCCGUAUUAUAUAAUGCCAUGAUCAUGGCUUGUGCGCACCAUGGACUUGCAGAGGAGGCCCUCCAACUUUUCGAGAAGAUGGAGAAGGUGAGUUUGGAGCCAAACAAUGCCACUUUCAUGGCUGUGAUUUCGGCAUGUGCCCACUUAGGCCUUGUGAGAGAAGGGUGCCAAUACUUUGAUUCCAUCAAGUCAAAAUAUGGAUCACAACCAUCGGCCAAGAAUUAUGGGUGCUUAGUUGAUCUACUGGGCCGAUUUGGGUUUCUAAAGGAGGCAAAGAGUGUUAUAGAGAGCAUGCCUUUUGAGCCAUGGCCUGAAGUAUGGAGAUGUUUAUUGAGUGGUUGUAGGAUUCAUGGGAAUAAGGAGUUAGGAGAGAUUGCAGCUGAGAAGAUCCUUAAGAUUAUUCCUGAUGAUCGUGCGACUUUCUUAUUGCUACUAAACAUUUAUAAUAGAGAGGGAAACUGGGAAGAUGCGGAGAGAUUGAGAACGUUGAUGGAAGAGAGAGGGCUGAAAAAGAAGCCUGGACAUAGCAGGGUUGAGACCAAGGGUGUGGUCUAAGCAUUUGUUGUGGAAACAUGGAACUGAACAUUCAAAUCAGAGAGACAAUUCUUUCUUCAAUAAGCAAGAGCCUGAUGCAAAAUGUCUUUUGAUUGGUAAAAGUUUAGAGAGAGAUCCAAAUGAGCAAGGGAAACGAAACACAUAAUUCUCUAUUCAAUAAGCAAGACCCCUGAUGCAAAACUGUAUUUUGAUUGAUGAAAAAAAUCAAAUGAUUCAAUGAAGAGACGUAAUAUAUUGCCGGCAGCUCUGCUAGUUUUAUGGAGCAUGAUCAGAUACAUGGAAAUGGUAAAGAAACUUGAAGCAAUAUUGCAGUACAGCCACCCAACUGCUCGUCACUCUAGAAUGGAAUCUGGCCAGUGGCCACCAAUUGCGUUUAGAAUCUUUUUGUUGCAUUGGAAAACAUGAAUAAACAUGGAAUUUGAAGCAAUCCAGAGUUGCAACUGAUCAGAUUCAUUGUGAAUCCAAGGUUACAGUUCUGUAUAUUUUCCAUAUACAUUUUAUAUUUGUGAAUAAGGAUUAAGGGAAUAUUCAUUGU